AUGGAGGUCAAAUCUUGGUACCCAUGUGAUUUCCAGCAAGCCCUACGAAACAGCAUUGACGAAGCGGAUGUGGACUGGUUCCUCAAUAGACCAGGCCGCGCCCCGUGCUUUCUCUAUGGGGCCUCGAUGCUUCCGACGGUCUUGAAGCAUCACAUCGGCCUUGGUCAGAGCCACAACAUCCACUCCACCAUGACCCAAGCCACAUUAUUUGGAUACCGACUCUACAAAUUCGCCGAAUCGAACAUACCUGCGAUCAUAAAGUCAUCCAACCCAACAUCUACCGUGGAGGGGCUGUUGGUAUUCAAUCUAGAUCAGACCCAGCGCCGAGACCUUUACGAGUUCGAAUCCGGUUUAAUGAAUCUGACCGCUGUUCAGGUACAGAUUCUACAAAAAACGCCGAGCAAUACACACAAUUUUAGAAUGGUAGAUGCGGGAACUGUCACCUGGACUAGUAGGGACAACCAAGGCCUAUCUCCGCUCAAUGCCUCGGUCUGGGCCGUUGAUGGGUUCUUACAGAGCCAACUCUAUCAACACAUCUCUAAUUCACAGUAUCGGUGCGAUCUUGCAGAGCCUGAGCUAGCAGCCAAAGAUUUCUCAUAUUACCCGGGUGAUACUAAGCAGCAGGGUGACCUUGAUUUGAUGGUACGUCAAUAUGGAUCUGUGCAUAGUAUCGAGGCCGACGAGCCGGAAUGGUUUUAG
Penicillium malachiteum is the source of this 699-nucleotide messenger RNA. RefSeq names its product gamma-glutamylcyclotransferase family protein. NCBI's taxonomy places the organism in Eukaryota, Fungi, Ascomycota, Eurotiomycetes, Eurotiales, Aspergillaceae. The coding region runs from base 1 to 699 and encodes 232 amino acids. The transcript has a single exon. The record is from RefSeq and is a predicted model, not a curated record.